UCUGGGAGGAGUUUACGCCAAAACAACAUUGAUCUAGUGAAAGGCCAUACAAGAGAGGUUCCUUGCGGAUACUUUGUUUGUUUGUUUGUUUGUUAUGUAAUAAACAUUUUUUAUUUUAUUUCAAUUGCAUUGGACUAAGUUGUCACGUAAAAACUGACGCCCCAGUAACAACUGUCGUAAGUAGCUGACGUGCGCGCGAGCUGUUACUGUUACUGACGUGAUGUAAACUAGACUUUCCUUAACCAGCAGAGCUUUAUCCUGAAUAAAUGCAUGUUUUCGAUGCUGGAAAUGUCAGGAGUAAAUAAAGAGAUCUGGCACCUUUAGUGCAACAAUUCACCAGUAAAUGCGGAAUAGUUUUACCAUCCCUCAAAUGAAGAAGUGGAUCCAGUCAACCAGGAAAAACCAGGUGUAACAGCAGAGAUCUUCAUAGCAUAAUACUGUAAAGUUGUCAUUUAUUAAAGAGGAAGACAUGAGCGAUCCAGAGCCAACGCAAAUAGAAAGCAAAGAUGAUGAUGAGGAACAAAAAGACUCGGCAGAAGUAACAGAGGAAAGUCAAGAACCCAGUGAAGUGGCGUGCAACCAUGAGUCGGACCAUCAGUAUCAGAAACCUACGCAGUUCAUAGCUGGAGAAAAAACGUUCAGUUCGUCACAGGACGUUGACCAGGACAGAACUACGAGAACCGAAGCCAGGCCGUUCACGUGCCUUCAGUGCGGGAAGACUUUCAAACGGGCCACGGAUGUCAAAGGUCACCUGCGCUACCACUCCGGCGAGCGGCCGUUUACCUGCGAUCAGUGCGGGAAGAAAUUCAUCCUGGCGUCGCACUUAAAAACGCACCUGUCGAUUCACUCGAACGAGAAGCCGUUCUUGUGCUCCAUCUGCGGCAAGAGUUUCUCGCGCCUCUGCACUUUCAAAGAUCACGAGAACAUACACACGGGUGUGAGAGAUCACGUGUGCUCCGAGUGCGGCAGCGCCUUCGUCACGGCCAACGCGCUGAAGAUGCACCAGCGGGUUCACACCGGAGAGAAGCCCUACAAGUGUUCGCACUGCGGGAGGAGUUUCAGUCACUCGGGGGCCCUGAAGAGACACGAGCGGGUGCACACGGGGGAAAGGCCGUACCACUGUCCGCUCUGCGGGAGGAGGUUCACACAGUCCAGCAAUCUACUCACCCACGUCAAGAGACACUGUCCCAAGUCACGCUGACCAACGAGGACCCACUGUAAAUAGAGGAAAUCCAGACUGUAAAACCCCAGAUAUGCCAUUAGUCAAGCCAAUGAGGUGACAUCGUUUUAUACUUCUGAUGUUCUUGAUUAUUUCUGAUUAAA
Molecule: messenger RNA, 1323 nt
Organism: Pimephales promelas (fathead minnow)
Lineage: Eukaryota; Metazoa; Chordata; Actinopteri; Cypriniformes; Leuciscidae
Biological process (GO): regulation of transcription by RNA polymerase II
Cellular component (GO): PcG protein complex; chromatin; transcription regulator complex
Molecular function (GO): DNA-binding transcription factor activity, RNA polymerase II-specific; RNA polymerase II cis-regulatory region sequence-specific DNA binding
Source: RefSeq, a predicted model, not a curated record